CUUUCUCACUAUCACGAUAAUUUCAUAUUUAGUCCUUUUUAUAUAUUUAGAAAGAAAAAAAAAAGAGUUUUGAGAAAAAAAGAUAAUCAUUUUAAAAAAAUAAAAAAUAAAAGAAAAUGCUGAUUUCUGGUGAUCCAGCAGCUGGAGGGACUUCAUCUUCCCCAAUUACACUCAAGUUCGUGGAUGUCUCGUACAGCGUGAAGCUGCAUGGCGGCGGCGCGAAAUCCUUACCUCCAACAGACAUCGAGAACCCGCCGGAGAUCCGCCACCAUUCACGCGCCAUCCUGAGCGGCAUCACCGGCUGGGCGUCCCCUGGCCGGAUCCUGGCCGUGCUGGGCCCCUCCGGCAGCGGCAAGUCGACCCUCCUCAACGCACUCGCCGGCCGCCUCCACCGCGGCGUUACCGGGACGGUCCUCUACAACGGCCGGCCCGGCCCCACGCGCCACGUCCUCCGGCGGACCGGUUUCGUGGCCCAGGACGACGCCCUGCACCCACACCUCACCGUCCGGGAGACGCUCGUCUUCUGCGCACGGCUGAGGCUUCCCGCGCCAGCCUCUCCGGGCGAAGAGUCGGCGGCGGCGGCCGCCGAGAGGGUGAUGUCGGAGCUCGGCUUGACCAAGUGCGGGGACACGGCCGUCGGGGGUGUGUCGGGUGGGGAGAGGAGGCGCGUGAGCAUCGCGCGCGAGAUGCUGGUGGACCCAAGCCUGCUGGUGCUGGACGAGCCGACGUCCGGGCUGGACGCGACGGCGGCGUACCGGCUGGUGGCGGCGGUGGCGGCGGCGGCUAAGGCGGGGAGUGGGAGGACGGUGGUGAUGUCGGUGCACCAGCCGUCGAGUCGGGUGCACAGGAUGUUCGACGACCUGCUGGUACUGUCGGAUGGUCGGAGCAUAUAUUUCGGGAAGGGGUCGGAGGCGAUGGCGUAUUUCGAGAGUGUGGGGUACGCGCCGGGAUUCGCCAUGAAUCCGGCUGAUUUUCUGCUUGAUCUCGCUAACGGCGUAUAUCACCUAGACGGCUCGAACGAAAGAGAUAAACCGAACAUAAGACAAGCCCUCGUGUCCUCGUACAACAACAUACUCGAACCCAAGGUAAGAGCAUCUUGCAUGGAUUCCUCAAACCCGUUACCGAAAGACACAAUUGUAGACACAAAUCAUCACACUACUAAGAAUCGAAGACUCACGAGCCACUUAUCCACGUGGCUCAACCAAUUCACGAUCCUUCUCGAGAGGAGCCUCAAGGAGAGAAAAUACGAGAGCUUCAACUCCCUACGCGUUUUCCAAGUCAUCAUGGCCUCUCUACUAGCCGGCUUCAUGUGGUGGCACUCGGAUUAUCGAGACGUUCGAGACCGAUUAGGGCUUCUCUUCUUCAUCACCAUCUUUUGGGGCGUUCUCCCGUCCUUCAACGCGGUUUUUGCCUUCCCGCAAGAACGCUCGAUUUUCGUGAGGGAGAGGGCUUCCGGAAUGUAUACCCUCUCGUCAUAUUUUCUCGCGCGUAUAAGCGCCGAUUUGCCGAUGGAGCUCAUACUCCCAAUGUUGUUCGUAUCCAUAACGUAUUGGAUGACGGGGCUUAAACCCGAGCUUUCGGCUUUCAUCUUGACUUUACUCGUAGUUUUAGGUUACGUGCUCGUUUCUAUUGGGCUAGGUUUGGCGCUUGGUGCACUGAUCAUGGAUGCAAGACAGGCCUCGACUGUGGUCACCGUGGUUAUGUUGGCUUUUGUCCUAACGGGAGGUUACUACGUGCAUAAAGUACCGUCGUUCAUCUUGUGGAUGAAGUACGUGUCGACUACUUUUUACACUUAUAAGCUUCUUAUCAAUGUUCAGUAUGGAGAUGGGGAGAAAGUCUCGAGUUUGCUAGAUUGCUCUGCUGGCGGGGGUCAAGGUGGGCCCGCGUGUAAGUUCAUCGAAGAGGAUAUAUGCGGGCAGAUGAGUCCGGCUAUGAGUGUCGUGAUGCUUUUUGUCAUGUUUGUCGGGUACCGGCUGUUGGCUUAUAUUGCUCUAAGGCAGAUUAGGGCUUGAAAAGGGUUGGACUUGGAGCUAGUUAUAGUUUGGAUGACAAAAUUGUUGGACAGAUUUGUAAGAGAACUGAGCUUUCAUGUAAUAAGCUUGCUGGUAAAGUGGCUGGCUUUUGUAAUUUAAUUUCAUUUCUGUUUAGAACAUACAACCUGAAAUUCUC
Molecule: messenger RNA, 2169 nt
Organism: Striga asiatica
Lineage: Eukaryota; Viridiplantae; Streptophyta; Magnoliopsida; Lamiales; Orobanchaceae
Source: the annotation of a GenBank genome assembly